AUGAACGAGAAGCUCGACUGGGAGGGCAAAAUCACCGACGAGCAUCGCUACGGAGCCAUCAAGAAGACCGUGGAAGAGGAGGCGGAGCGGCGGCGAAAGGCUGAGGAGGGAGAAGCCCUCAACGAGGAGGAGAAGCGCCUCAUCGAGGAGGAGAAGCGCUGCAGCGAGGAGGAGAAGCGCCGCAUCCAGGAGGAGAACAAGCGCGUCAACGACAGCGAACCCACCGAGCCCGAUGAACUAGAGAAAGCGAUGACCGCCCAGCUGUCAAGAAUGGUCGACUCGCACGGCGCCGGCAUCGGCGAGGCCCACGUCGACAUCGCGGUCGAGCCCAGCGGAGAGCGUUUCCUCACCAGCGCGAAGGACGGCUCAAUCUGGAUCUGGAAGCCCAGCGUGUUCAGCGGCGACGCCGAAGUGACGCAUCAAGAAAUCGCAAACCGGCCUCGGAGUACACACCGUCGUAAGACUCACCGAGAGCAAGUCCGGCUGGGACGGCGAGCAGCGAAGCCUCUUCUCAUUCCCGUGGGAAUCAAUGCCAUUGAUGUGUCGAAUACGUACAUCGCAGCCAUCGGAAGCGAUUGCACAAUGAAGAAGGCGCCGCUCGAUCAGGCAGCAUCCUACGAGAAGAUUGAGUUCGGCAACCAGCCCCUUUCGCUCGCCAUUGACCCGACGGAGAAGUACAUCGCCGUAUCGUUCACCGAAGGCAGCGUCGAGAUCUACCCGACGUCGGGCACCGAACGAGUGGCCGUGUUUGACAAGCUGUUCAAGUCGUUUGGCGAUAUUGACCCUCACAAAAACCGGGCGCAGCUGAAAUGGUCUCCGGAUGGCGAGCACCUCUACAUGCCGGCCUGGGACGGCAUCCGAGUCGCCGAUGUCUCCAACUGGGAAUGCCAGCGAACCCGCUUCAACAAGAGCAAAGAUUUUGAGGAGGAAUUCUCGGCGCUUGCCCUCAGCGAAGAUGGGGCCUAUUUGGCGGCCGGGACGCUGUUUGGCACGAUUUGCGUCUGGCACACGACUUCUGGAAAGCUCAUCUCGACGCACGACUACCGCAACAACAACAAGAUGACGGCCGUCUGCGCACUUGCCUUUUUGCACAACGGCAAGGAUCUCUGCAUUGCCGAUAUCAAGCAAGGCGUCUCGCUAUGGUACGGUGCCGUCGAUAGGAAGGCCGAUGUGAAGGAUAAGCCCUCCAGCAAUUUCGUCAUCGACGAGGCAAUGGAUGAUGACGUCGACAAGGAGUUCCAGCGUAAGCGCAUCCGAGACGACGAGCAGACCGCCAUUGACCAGACCGGAGGAAUUAAGUUUCUGUACCAUUUCAAG
Mesorhabditis spiculigera is the source of this 1317-nucleotide messenger RNA. Lineage: Eukaryota; Metazoa; Nematoda; Chromadorea; Rhabditida; Rhabditidae. The record is from the annotation of a GenBank genome assembly.